This is a messenger RNA of Penicillium subrubescens, 1821 nucleotides long. RefSeq lists its product as uncharacterized. The transcript has a single exon. The record is from RefSeq and is a predicted model, not a curated record. The coding region runs from base 1 to 1821 and encodes 606 amino acids. Lineage: Eukaryota; Fungi; Ascomycota; Eurotiomycetes; Eurotiales; Aspergillaceae.
AUGGGCCCUCGGUCUUCCGCGACCCAGUCUCACUCGUCUACGAUCGAACCUGAUAAUGAUCACAAAGAAACCCCACCUUCACGGGAGGUAGCUCGACAGCAGGAAAUUGAAUCAACCCUCCAAAAAGAAGAUACCCCCCAUCCGCGGCCGCGGAGAUUCCUCGCACAGCCGAUAGAGACAUCCUCUCGGAGUGUCCAAACACAGAAUGCCUCGCCAGACGACCGUCGAUCUCCGAGGUCAGGAAGCCUCCGAAAUGAGGUGACCAACUCCUCGGAGCAAGCGGAGCCACAAUCCCACCGAGCGGACGAUCCUCCCCGGAGAUUCUUACCACAACCCAUAGAAACUAGCAAGGCUAGUAACCAAGGCGUCACCGGCUCCAGACCAAGACGAUUCAAGCCCGAGCUUCUUGAAACUGACCAUCGCUCGGUCAAAGGGCCACAAGUUGGCCCCUCUUAUCGACGAUCUGUCAACUUUGAUCCAGUACAGGGCAGCUUGGAACUCCCGGUAGAGAGGCAAGGCCCUCUAGCUCGUCUGGCCCCUAAUCGCAGUGCCUCAUUCGAUGUCCCGGAGUCUAGAUUUUCAUACGCGAAUCUUCUUCGUCGGCAUGAAACACGGAGGCACUCCUUUCGAGUCCCUGAUCUUCCUUCAAUCCCAUCAGAUGAGAGUGAAACUUCAGAUACGCCUUGCGAAACGCCAUGGCCUUCCUCAUCUCUCGGACGGUCGUCGGUGAAGCCAGUGCAGUCUCAGCAAGAAGAUCCUUGGAAUCCGGAAAGCCGUCCAAGUGAAUUUUCAAAGUAUCUGUUGUCUCUGGCCGCUCGAUCGGCACAGAAAGAGCUGAAAGAGCAGGCACUUGCUGCCUUUCCGAAUGAGCAGGUCUACCAGCCUGUUGACCAUUUUGCUAUUGAUGAGGAAGGAGGAGAUUCAGGAGAUGACGAUUAUCUGGUUUAUCCGCAGCCACAUCACAUUAAGUCUCGCCGGCAAUCCUCGGCAGACCUUUCCUGGGAGCUGGAGUAUAUGCGUCAACAUAAGGAGGAGGCUGAACAACGACUUCGAGUCAUGGUUGCUUCAAAUAAGAACCUGGACUUCUCUCCCAAUCACAACGCAGCCACCAGAAAAUAUGGCCCUAGUCCACCAAUGCUAGGUGCUGAUAUUGUUCUACCCCAAAGUUUGUCGCCAGAAGGAACUCUUUGCGAGGAAUCCUCGUCUGAGACCAAUGUCCAGGGCCAGGAGGGCCCGUGUAACGACUGUGGUGGUCUUUGGUGUGCGGGAGCUGAGCCCGAUGAGGGGCGCGGAUUAGGCCUUUGGAUGGGUACAUGUCGUAAGGAUGAGGGUUUCGAGCGAGACCCACAAGCAAUGACGGGGAUCAUGACACCAAUGAUUCAAUGUGAAGAAUUCAACUUCACACCCAGUCCCCCGUUGGAGUCUCAUGCGGACUCGAGAGAUUCAAGUAGGCAACUGCCCAAAGGCACGACUUCUUGUCUCCCAAGACGGAAACUCGAUGCCGAAUUCAAUGAUGGCUUUGUGACGCAGAUCUACAAUUAUCUGUCUCUAGGCUAUCCGUGCGUCGCCCGAUAUUAUGACCACGAGCUUAGCAAGAUCUCAGGAAUUGCUCUUGAAGAAUUGCGGCGAGAUGAUCUUUGUGCCGAUGCUCAGGGCUACGUUGUAGCACCGGCUGAUAGUAUGGCAGUUGGGUGUGUUCGAUGGAAAGCUUUACGUCUUUAUAUCCACGAAUGGGCUCGCCAGCAGCCGAACAUGGUAGAAGAUGAACUAGGCCUUGAGGCCUGGGGGGUUCCGGAGCGGAGAGGGAGCUGGGCGAUUUGA